Molecule: messenger RNA, 946 nt
Organism: Hibiscus syriacus
Lineage: Eukaryota; Viridiplantae; Streptophyta; Magnoliopsida; Malvales; Malvaceae
Product: axial regulator YABBY 5-like
Exons: 8
Coding region: 206-724 (172 amino acids)
Biological process (GO): multicellular organism development; cell fate commitment; abaxial cell fate specification
Cellular component (GO): nucleus
Source: RefSeq, a predicted model, not a curated record
AUUUUUUUCUAUAUAAAGAGAUAUUUAGCUUACUGUUGUUAUACAUAGCCCGGGUUUAAAGCAAGUGUUGGUUUCCUCUUGUGAUUUUUGCUACUUACAGAGAUAACUAUUUGGGUUUCUUUGUUGCUUUCUUCUAGGAUUGAGGUUGAAGAGAGUUUGCUUCUUCUAAGCUUUGGUUUUUCUUCUUGUUUUUUCACUUGAAGAUAUGUCGAGCUGCAUCGAUGUUGUGCCUGAGCAACUCUGCUAUAUCCCUUGCAACUUUUGCAACAUAGUUCUUGCGGUGAGCGUUCCAUGUAGCAGCCUGUUCGAUAUUGUGACAGUUCGAUGCGGGCACUGCACCAAUCUAUGGUCUGUUAACAUGGCAGCCGCCGCAUCUCAGUCACUGUCAUGGCAAGAUAUUCAGGCACCCAAUUCUGCAAUACAGGAUUACAGGACAGAUCUGGGUUCGUCGUCGAAAUGCGGCAACAAGUUCUCGAUGCGUGCCGCUAACAGUGCAACCGAGGAAAGGGUGGUGAACCGACCUCCCGAGAAGAGGCAGCGAGUACCUUCUGCAUACAACCAGUUCAUCAAAGAGGAGAUUCAAAGGAUCAAGGCCAACAAUCCAGAUAUCAGUCACAGGGAAGCCUUUAGCACUGCUGCUAAGAAUUGGGCACAUUUCCCUUAUAUCCACUUUGGGCUGAUGCUGGAAACGAACAACCAAACUAAGGUGAAUAAUCAGGUUUAAGAAGCGUCCGACGGCAAGGAGUGCGGUGCUAAACAAGCGGUUGCGUUGCGUUUGAGAUUCAAGCAAAAGGUUGCGAUUUGAGGGUUUGAAGUGAAGAAAAAGUGUUGAUCCAAUGUGUUUGUGUGUGUUUAAAGGAUAUGGAUAUUUAUUUAUAUCCUUACUUUUUAUUUGUGUUUAGAAUAUGUAAUAUUUACUUCAACUCAGCUACUUUUCGACCGACCA